This is a messenger RNA of Salvia miltiorrhiza (redroot sage), 609 nucleotides long. RefSeq names its product secreted RxLR effector protein 161-like. Bases 1 to 609 code for a protein of 202 amino acids. Lineage: Eukaryota; Viridiplantae; Streptophyta; Magnoliopsida; Lamiales; Lamiaceae. The transcript has a single exon. The record is from RefSeq and is a predicted model, not a curated record.
AUGGAUAAAGCGCAUCCAUUAACAUCACCAAUGGUCGUUAGAACACUUGAUGUGAAUAAAGACCCAUUUCGACCAAUUGAAGAUGGAGAAAUAACACUUGGUCCUGAAGUACCGUAUCUUACUGCAAUUGGAGCAUUGACUUAUCUAGCUAAUAACACUAGACCAGAUAUAGCAUUUUCUGUAAAUCUCCUUGCGAGAUAUAGCUAUGCCCCCACUUUAAGACAUUGGAAUGGUAUUAAACACAUUCUACGCUAUCUAAAGGGAACCGUUGACCUUGUAUUAUAUUAUUCUAAAGGUCUUGAUUACUCUUUAGUAGGGUAUGCAGAUGCGGGUUAUUUAUCAGAUCCACAUAAAGCCAAGUCCCAAACUGGCUAUGUUUUUACAUGUGGAGGAACUGCUAUAUCUUGGAAGUCUGUGAAGCAAAGCCUAACUGCAACAUCCUCAAAUCACUCUGAACUCAUUGCAAUCCAUGAAGCAAGCCGAGAGUGUGUGUGGCUGCGAAAUAUGACAAGUUAUAUACAAGAGACGUGCGGAUUGGCUUCACCAAAGGACAAUCCAACUGUAUUAUAUGAAGACAAUGCCGCUUGUAUUGCGCAACUCAAGGAAUGA